AUGUUGGUGUUUUUUUUUUCCCCCUGUUUUACUUAUCUCUUUCUAUUUUCUCCAAGUUUUCUUCAUUUCAACCUCCCUCUCUCUCUUCCAUUUCUCUCAUUUUUCUCUCUCUUCCAUUUCUCUCUUUCUUCCAUUUCUCUCUUUCUCUCUCUUUCUUCCAUUUCUCUCUUUCUCUCUCUUUCUUCCAUUUCUCUCUUUCUCUCUCUUUCUUCCAUUUCUCUCUUUCUCUCUCUUUCUUCCAUUUCUCUCUUUCUCUUUUCUUCCAUUUUCUCUUUCUUCAUUUUCUCUUUUCUCUCUUUCAUUUCUCUCUUUUUCUUCUCUCUUUCUUUCUCUCUCGCUUUCUUUCCUCCAUUUCUCUCUCUCUCGCUUUCUUUCCUCCAUUUCUCUUUGAAUUUAUUCUCUCUUACAUCAUUCUAUUUCUCUCUUUUGCAUUUAAAUGUUUUUGUUCCAUCCAUUGUUCGCUCAAUUCCUGAGGAACAAAUUCUUAGCCUGCAACAGCAGACACAGUUCUUGUGGCAGACUUAUUUUUCCAAUGUUGAAAAAAUAGUCACCACUGUUCUGGAGAUUCUGAAAGAUCGGAUUUAUAGCCACAUGGCCCGAAACCAAAUGCUCUGGAAUACCAUGCCUGGUGCUCAUUUCAUCAUGCCUGAAUACUCUGAUGCUGCCAUUACAUAUCCGUUCUAUUAUAAAAAAUUAGGCCGUCAGCCAUCGGCCAAGUUCACAGCUGUAAUAUAUGCUAUCUCACCUGUGAUGGCUUCCUCGUCCUCUCUAUUUCGAUUGGUACGUAAUGUUGCCAAGUCUGCUUCUGUACAUAAGAUUUUAGUUAUAUGGCACUGUGAUGUCUCACCACCUCCUCCACGCAAGUGGCCUUCAGACCUUGCUGUCCCUAUUCUGGUCAAAACCAGAAAUAUCAAGACAAUCAGCUCCAGAUUCUUCCCAUACAGAGAUAUAGAAACUGAUGCUGUGUUUAGUCUGGAUGAAGAUGUACUCCUUACUACAGAUGAAAUUGACUUUGCCUUUUCUGUUUGGAAAGAAUUUCCUGAACGUAUUGUGGGUUACCCAGCUCGCAAUCACUAUUGGGAUGACCUACGAUCAAAAUGGAGCUACACGUCCAAAUGGACCAAUGAUUAUUCAAUGGUUCUCACAGGGGCAGCAAUAUAUCAUCGGUAUUACAAUUACUUAUACACACAUUUAUUAAACAGCUAUUCUGUCAAAUCUAUAGUGGACCAAAUGCAGAACUUUUAA
Molecule: messenger RNA, 1245 nt
Organism: Acanthosepion pharaonis
Lineage: Eukaryota; Metazoa; Mollusca; Cephalopoda; Sepiida; Sepiidae
Source: the annotation of a GenBank genome assembly